This is a messenger RNA of Solea senegalensis (Senegalese sole), 2557 nucleotides long. RefSeq names its product transmembrane protein 229A. Lineage: Eukaryota; Metazoa; Chordata; Actinopteri; Pleuronectiformes; Soleidae. The record is from RefSeq and is a predicted model, not a curated record. The transcript has a single exon. Bases 1139 to 2197 code for a protein of 352 amino acids.
CUCUUUAUAUCAGUGAUAAUCUCAUUUAUUUAUAGUAAAUACAUUAUGGCUGACAUAAAUGGAGCAUUUAAAUAUUAAUAAUGCAGGACACAAAUGUGUGUGUCAAAUACAGCAUUUAGUAUUUCAGCUAAAAAGAAAUAACCACCUUUACUGUUGCACAUCCUCUCGUCCUCGUUCAUAACAGCAGCGUGCAGCAGCACACGGCAGCCCCUUAACAUCAAUAUUUAAUUGGUCCAUUUUUGUCGAACACCUAAAUCUUCCUGAGUGCUUAAAAAUAUUCUCAGGGGGGGGGGAAUGUACUGUAUCUUAUAAAUGAAUGACGGGAAAUUGAUCAAUAUGAUCUCUACUAACAAAAAGUGAACACUGUAUACACUGCAUGAACUCACUUCACAGUCUGUGAUAACAUUAUAUGCAUUUAUAUGCAUUAGUAGAGUAGUGCCCCCCUGUGGCCAUCCAAAUGUAUUACAAGCUCCUCAUCCUUGCUGUGUAUGUGCUGCUAAGAAUAAAUUUAAAUGUUUAAAGUAAAUUUUUUUCGAGUAGUAUAUUAGCAAAGUACUAGGCGAUGACAUAAUUUCGAGGGAACUUCAUUGUCACUAAGAAAGAGUAACAUUAUACAGUAUUUGUGUGCAUUUAUUCUACUAUAUGCUUCCUCUAUUAGGAAAGAUUAGAUAAGAUAAGAAAGAUUUUUGGACUGUAUCGGAUUCAACAUUUUUAUCCGUCCGAUAUCCGAUCCAGUGAUUUUCACCAGUAUGGCACCAAUAGUGUUACCAAUACUGACCAAUUCCCAUCUGUAGUACAGCAACCUUGCUUUGAGUGGUUUCAAUUGUUUUAUAUUUCCUAAUAUAUACAGUAACAUUGUACAUUUGUUUAUUAAAGGGUGUAUUAAAUGUUUGCAACACCUUAAUGAGAGUCUGUUUAACAUACAAGGGUUGUUUGUUUGUUUGUUUACAUGGAAGUCCACAGAAUGUGAUUUGUGUUUUUUUUCCCAGGCGGCCGUGAAGGCAGCACAUGCAGUUGCAGAGAUGCUCGUGCAGCCGCAGCUCUCCUCACUGCGCUGCGCGGCUGCUGCGCAACACAGCAGAGAACAAUGUGGAGACAGAGGACAACAACUGAGUCUCUGCACACAAAGUGACCCAUCAUGGACAGUCGGUGGCGCGACGGCGCUCACAGCCGCACAGGAGGCGCCGCCGGCGGCUUGAAAUCGGAGCGAGCGCCCCGCCAAGAUGAGCCGUCCGGAGAGAGCGCGGACGCGACCGAGCCGCUGCGGGAGCUGCCGCAGUGGAUGCGGCUGUACUUCUACGGGAUGCACGGCGUGACUCUGGAUGUCCUGCUGUCCUCGCUGCACGGGGUUGUGAAUAAACGGGACCCCAAAUUGCUGGGAUUCUCCUCCCCGUAUCUUUGCGUCAUGCACUCACUGACCCAUUUCGCGCUGGAGAAGAUUUACUCACAGAAGAGGUGUUUCCGAAGUCGGCCUGUGGUCUUUCAUCUCGUCUUCUAUCCGUCCAUCUACAUAGGACUGCAGAUCCUGAUCGGCAACAUCAGCACGCUGACGGAGCAGGUGAGGCUCGUGUCAGGGACGCAGCUGGCUGUGAACUACAUCCUGGCUCUCUACUUCAGCCAGGUGUUCCACAGGGGGAUGUCAAAGCUUCAGUACCAAACCGAGCUCCCGAGCACACCCGAGCCGGAGGACAGGGGUGACAGCCGGGCCCGUCCUCGGGGUCUCCCGGGCCUUGUGCACUUUUUGUUUUUCGGGAUGCACGGCUUCCUGGACGAGGUCCUCUUCACCUCCUUGUUCAACCUGGUGGAGAAGUCGGACCGGACCCUGAGCGGCCACACGUCACUGUGGUCCUUCCUGAUGUACGGCAGCUGCAGCUUCGUGGUGGAGAAGCUUUACCUCCACCUGCACCUCAGCAGAGGCUGGGGGACCUGGCAGCGGCUCCCCGUCUAUGUCUGCAUCAUCUACACCUGGGAGUUCACCUGGGGUCUGGUCCUGAGGCAGUUCGGCGCGUGCUCGUGGGACUACUCCCACUAUCCCCACAACUUCAUGGGCCUCAUCACCCUCCUCUACCUGCCCGGCUGGGUCUGCCUCAGUCUGUACCAGGACGUGUUGUCCAACGUCCUGCUGAAGAUCAAGUCCACCAAAACUGUGAAGGACAACAGAGAAGUCAAUGGAGAGCUGGAGUCCGAGAAACUUUAAUAUUUUCUUUCUUUUUGAGGUUUUACAGACUCGUUUUGGCAAAAACUGACCAAUUUUUUUAACAGUUCAUGAAAUAUUAUGGUUUCAUUUAGACAAUUGUAACUGAAUAGUGUGGGACCAGGCUUUGACUCUUACCCAAAAACCAUGCUUUUGCCCAUAUUUUAACAAAAUAAAAGAUACAUUCUUUGGUUCAUACAGAUGAGACAUGGCAACAGAUGUUGGGAUAGUAUACGUGGGGAUUUUAUAUAAACUUAUACCUCUUUAAAUGCAGUUUCUGCCAUUUUUGUGCACUGGCAUGCGUUAACUGUACUGCAUGAAAAAAAAUGUCUUUAAUUUUUUUGUAACAUAUAUAUAUCUAUA